AUGUGUAUCUGCUGCGGAAGUUUCCGGGUGCACACGCAGCACCCUCUGUUUGAGGGAGGGAUGUGCACUCCGUGCAAGGUAAGCAGGGAGCCAUGGGGCGGCUUUGUGGAGGCCUUGGAACAGAGGAGGCAGCCUGGCUUUGCCCUCGCCAAGGACAAGUUCCUGGAGUGCCUCUUCUUGUACGACGAGGACGGGUACCUGUCCUACUGCUCCAUUUGCUGUGCGGGAGAGACGCUGCUCAUCUGCAAGAGCCCCGACUGCACGCGGUGCUACUGUUUCGAGUGCAUCGACAGCCUGGUGGGCCCUGGGACCUCGGGGAAAGUGCAGGCCAUGAGCAACUGGGUCUGCUUCCUGUGCCUGUCCUUCCCCCGCAGCGGGCUGCUGCAGAGGAGGAAGAAGUGGCGGGGGUGGCUGAAGGCCUUCUGCGACCGACUGGGAGGCGGUGAGGACACAGAGAGUCCCCUUGAGAUGUACAAAACUGUGCCCGUGUGGAAGAGAGAGCCCAUCCGGGUGCUGUCCCUUUUUGGGGACAUCAAGAAAGAGCUGAUGAGUUUGGGCUUUUUGGAACAUGGUUCUGAGCCGGGGAAACUGAAGCAUUUGGAUGAUGUCACCAACGUAGUGAGGAGGGACGUGGAAGCAUGGGGCCCCUUCGACCUCGCCUACAGCUCUACGCCCCCGCGGGGCCACGCCUGCAGCCAGCCCCCAGCGUGGUACCUGUUCCAGUUCCACCGCAUCCUGCGGUUCGCGAGGCCGCGGCCAGGCAGCCCCCAGCCCUUCUUCUGGAUGUUCGUGGACAACCUGGUGCUGACCCAGGACGACCGCGUCGUGGCCACUCGCUUUCUGGAGACUGAGCCGGUGACCAUCCAGGACGUCCGUGGCUGUACCAUCCGGAACGCCGUGCACGUGUGGAGCAACGUCCCCGCCGUGAAGAGCAGGCAUUCAGCUCUGGGUCCCCAGGAGGAAUUAUCCCUGCUGGCUCGGGACAGGCAGAGAGCAAAGGCCCCCACCCAGGGCCCAGCCACGCUGGUGAAGAACUGUUUUCUCCCCCUGAGAGAAUAUUUCAAGUAUUUUUCAACAGAACUCACUUCCUCUUUAUAAAUGAGUCAUUGCACCGUGAAAAAAAAAAAAAAAAGAGAGAGACUUUUCCUAGAACAAAGACAACUUUCCUUACAUUGUUUCUUUUUUCCUUUUCAAAUUAUUAUUUUAUUUGCUUAACUUUGGAUUUCCCGAGAUUGCUACAGGCCCAUCAUCCCUUUGGGUCUGGAGAGACAGGGCCCCGCUCCCACCAUGACCUUUGGUGGGAGGGGGCGAAGCCUCGGGUCUAACGGUGGACGAGACCCUGACAUGACCGGGCACGUUGGGCUGCUGGAAAUGUUUCUUUGUGCCAGUUGGGAAGUUAAAAUAUAUUUAUUAUGGUAGUU
Messenger RNA from Aethalodelphis obliquidens (Pacific white-sided dolphin), 1421 nucleotides. RefSeq names its product DNA methyltransferase 3 like (gene DNMT3L). Gene Ontology annotation, cellular component: nucleus; cytoplasm. The record is from RefSeq and is a predicted model, not a curated record. Gene Ontology annotation, biological process: negative regulation of DNA-templated transcription. NCBI's taxonomy places the organism in Eukaryota, Metazoa, Chordata, Mammalia, Artiodactyla, Delphinidae. Bases 1 to 1098 code for a protein of 365 amino acids. Gene Ontology annotation, molecular function: enzyme activator activity. The transcript has 8 exons.